Messenger RNA from Arabidopsis arenosa, 4456 nucleotides. The record is from the annotation of a GenBank genome assembly. NCBI's taxonomy places the organism in Eukaryota, Viridiplantae, Streptophyta, Magnoliopsida, Brassicales, Brassicaceae.
CGAUUUCGAUUCUCGUCGGAGGUGGUUAAACAAUGGCGGCUGCUUCGAAUGGGAGUGAGUAUUUCGAAUUCGAUGUAGAAACAGGUAGAGAAUCGUUCGCGCGGCCGUCGAACGCCGAUACAGUGGAGCAAGAUGAAGAAGAUCUACGGUGGGCGGCGAUCGGAAGGUUACCAUCGCAGAGGCAAGGUAGUCAGAGUGCGAUUCUGCUUCGAUCGCAAACGCAAACGCAGACUUCUGGUUACGCUGAUGGAAACGUGGUUCAAACGAUUGAUGUGAAGAAAUUGGAUCGUGCGGAUCGUGAGAUGUUGGUUCGUCAAGCUCUUGCUACUAGUGAUCAAGAUAAUUUCAAACUUCUCUCUGCUAUUAAAGAACGUCUUGAUCGAGUUGGUAUGGAGGUACCGAAAAUCGAAGUCCGGUUCGAGAAUUUGAAUAUUGAAGCUGAUGUUCAAGCUGGUACAAGAGCUUUACCAACUUUGGUUAAUGUCUCUCGAGAUUUCUUUGAGCGUUGCUUAAGCAGCUUGAGAAUAAUCAAGCCUAGGAAACAUAAGCUAAAUAUUUUGAAAGAUAUAAGUGGGAUUAUCAAACCAGGAAGGAUGACUUUGUUAUUAGGACCACCGGGUUCCGGAAAAUCGACGUUGCUUCUUGCUCUUGCAGGGAAGCUUGAUAAGAGUUUAAAGAAAACGGGUAACAUUACCUACAAUGGAGAGAAUCUUGAUAAGUUCCAUGUUAAAAGAACUUCAGCAUAUAUUAGUCAAACAGAUAAUCACAUUGCUGAACUCACUGUUCGCGAAACGCUUGAUUUUGCUGCGAGAUGUCAAGGCGCAAGCGAAGGAUUUGCAGGUUACAUGAAAGAUCUAACCCGAUUAGAGAAAGAGAGAGGUAUACGUCCUUCUUCCGAGAUUGACGCUUUUAUGAAGGCUGCUUCUGUCAGUGGUGAAAAGCAUAGUGUUUCGACAGAUUAUGUGCUUAGAGUUCUUGGUCUUGAUGUAUGUUCUGAUACAAUGGUUGGUAAUGAUAUGAUGAGAGGUGUUUCAGGAGGUCAAAGGAAAAGAGUAACAACAGGAGAAAUGACUGUUGGACCAAGAAAAACCUUGUUUAUGGAUGAAAUAUCUACUGGUCUUGAUAGCUCAACAACUUUCCAGAUUGUGAAAUGUAUCAGAAACUUCGUUCAUCUAAUGGAUGCAACUGUUCUUAUGGCACUUCUUCAGCCUGCACCAGAAACAUUUGAUUUGUUUGAUGACUUAAUUCUUCUCUCAGAAGGUUACAUGGUAUAUCAAGGUCCUCGAGAAGAUGUGAUAGCCUUUUUUGAGUCUCUAGGAUUCCGUAUCCCACCGCGUAAAGGUGUCGCAGAUUUUCUCCAAGAGGUGACCUCCAAAAAGGAUCAAGCUCAAUAUUGGGCGGAUCCUUCGAAGCCAUAUCAGUUUAUUCCUGUCUCAGACAUAGCGGCUGCAUUCCGUAACUCGAAAUACGGGCAUGCUGCAGAUUCCAAGCUGGCCACACCAUUUGAUAAGUCAUCCGCGGAUCCUUCAGCUUUAUGCAGAACAAAAUUUGCCAUUUCAGGAUGGGAAAACCUUAAAGUUUGCUUUGUAAGAGAAAUACUAUUGAUCAACCGGCACAGAUUUCUUUACACUUUUAGGACAUGCCAGGUUGCAUUUGUGGGACUUGUCACAGCCACGGUGUUCUUGAGAACUAGACUACACCCAACAAGCGAACAAUUUGGCAACGAGUAUCUAUCUUGCCUUUUCUUCGGGCUAGUGCACAUGAUGUUCAAUGGUUUCUCUGAACUGCCUCUCAUGAUAUCCCGUCUCCCGGUUUUCUACAAGCAAAGGGAUAACUCCUUUCAUCCUGCUUGGUCCUGGUCUAUCGCCAGCUGGCUGUUGCGUGUGCCUUAUUCUAUCCUUGAAGCUGUUGUCUGGAGUUGUGUAGUAUACUACAGUGUGGGACUUGCUCCCUCAGCAGGCAGAUUUUUCCGAUAUAUGUUACUCCUCUUCUCGGUGCAUCAAAUGGCUCUCGGUUUAUUUCGGAUGAUGGCUUCUCUAGCAAGGGACAUGGUCAUUGCUAAUACAUUUGGAUCCGCAGCAAUAUUAAUAGUGUUCUUGCUUGGUGGAUUCGUUAUUCCAAAAGCUGAUAUUAAACCCUGGUGGGUUUGGGGUUUUUGGGUCUCGCCGUUAUCCUAUGGACAACGUGCCAUUGCGGUCAAUGAGUUCACAGCCACACGGUGGAUGUCGCCAUCCGCUAUAUCGGAUACUUCAAUCGGAUUCAACCUUCUAAAGCUAAGGAGUUUUCCCACAAAUGACAAUUGGUAUUGGAUUGGAAUUGCGGUUCUCAUUGGUUAUGCAAUUCUAUUCAACAACGUUGUCACUCUAGCCUUGGCUUAUCUUAACCCUCUAAGAAAAGCUCGAGCAGUUGUUUUAGACGAUCCUAAAGAAGAAACUCAAACUGCUUUAGUAGCAGAUGCAAAUCAAGAAAAAAGUCAGAAAAAGGGAAUGAUCCUUCCAUUCAAACCAUUAACAAUGACUUUCCACAAUGUCAACUAUUAUGUUGAUAUGCCAAAGGAAAUGCGUUCUCAAGGUGUCCCAGAGACAAGACUACAGCUGUUAUCAAACGUGAGUGGAGUCUUCUCACCUGGUGUUCUUACAGCUUUAGUUGGAUCAAGCGGUGCGGGAAAAACUACAUUGAUGGAUGUUCUUGCGGGCCGAAAGACAGGUGGAUAUACCGAGGGAGAUAUUAGAAUCUCUGGUCACCCAAAAGAACAACAAACAUUUGCUAGAAUCUCUGGAUAUGUUGAGCAGAACGAUAUCCAUUCUCCUCAAGUCACAGUUGAAGAGUCCCUAUGGUUUUCGGCUAGCCUUCGUCUUCCUAAAGAGAUCAGUAAAGAACAGAAAAAGGAAUUUGUGGAAGAAGUGAUGAGACUUGUAGAGCUUGACACUCUGAGAUAUGCAUUGGUAGGUUUACCUGGUACAACCGGACUUUCUACAGAGCAGAGGAAACGUCUAACAAUUGCUGUUGAGUUAGUAGCAAAUCCAUCAAUAAUUUUCAUGGAUGAACCAACAUCUGGACUUGAUGCAAGAGCAGCUGCAAUUGUGAUGAGAACUGUAAGAAACACUGUUGACACCGGAAGAACAGUGGUUUGCACCAUUCAUCAACCCAGCAUUGACAUUUUCGAGGCCUUUGACGAGCUGCUUCUAAUGAAACGAGGAGGACAGGUUAUAUAUGGUGGGAAAUUGGGUACACACUCACAAGUUCUGGUAGACUACUUUCAGGGGAUUAACGGAGUACCUGCAAUCUCAAGUGGUUACAAUCCAGCUACUUGGAUGCUUGAAGUAACCACACCUGCUUUGGAAGAGAAAUAUAACAUGGAGUUUGCAGAUUUAUACAAGAAAUCUGACCAGUUUAGAGAAGUGGAGGAAAACAUCAAGCAACUUAGUGUUCCACCAGAAGGCUCAGAGCCAAUAAGCUUUACUUCAAGAUAUUCACAAAACCAACUAUCUCAAUUUCUACUCUGCCUCUGGAAACAGAACCUUGUCUACUGGAGAAGUCCAGAAUACAAUCUCGUGAGAUUAGUCUUCACAACGAUCGCUGCGUUUAUACUCGGCACAGUUUUCUGGGACAUUGGUUCCAGGAGGACUUCCUCACAGGAUUUGAUCACUGUAAUGGGAGCUCUCUACUCGGCUUGUCUGUUUCUUGGAGUUAGUAACGCUUCAUCGGUACAACCAAUCGUUUCAAUCGAAAGAACAGUUUUCUACAGAGAGAAAGCCGCCGGUAUGUAUGCUCCAAUUCCAUAUGCAGCUGCUCAAGGUCUUGUGGAGAUACCUUACAUUCUCACCCAAACCAUUCUCUAUGGUGUCAUCACAUACUUCACCAUUGGUUUUGAAAGAACAUUGAGCAAGUUUGUACUGUAUUUGGUGUUCAUGUUCCUCACAUUCACCUACUUCACCUUCUACGGCAUGAUGGCGGUUGGUCUCACCCCGAAUCAGCAUUUAGCCGCUGUUAUCUCCUCUGCGUUUUACUCUCUCUGGAAUCUCCUCUCCGGUUUCCUCGUCCAAAAACCUUUGAUUCCAGUGUGGUGGAUAUGGUUCUAUUACAUAUGUCCAGUGGCGUGGACACUUCAAGGAGUAAUCCUUUCACAGCUUGGUGACGUGGAGAGCAUGAUCAACGAGCCAUUGUUCCAUGGCACAGUCAAAGAAUUCAUUGAACUUUACUUCGGCUACAAGCCAAACAUGAUCGGUGUAUCUGCUGCAGUUCUUGUCGGUUUUUGUGCUCUCUUCUUCUCAGCAUUUGCACUUUCAGUCAAAUACCUCAACUUCCAGCGAAGAUAAAAGUCGUAUGUGACUAACUUUUAUAUUUUUGGCCAAUGUCAUUUGUGUUCCGUUUUAAGAAUAGCUAGGAUUCUUUUUUAAGUUAGUUUUUUUGACAUUGACGAAAAAAACAUACCUAAAAAAGAUUCUGUUUUGCU